Molecule: messenger RNA, 2363 nt
Organism: Apis dorsata (giant honeybee)
Lineage: Eukaryota; Metazoa; Arthropoda; Insecta; Hymenoptera; Apidae
Exons: 4
Coding region: 885-1457 (190 amino acids)
Source: RefSeq, a predicted model, not a curated record
UUUAAUUCGUGUUAUCUUAAUUUCAAUUUUUGUUCAAUUUCUGUUCAAUGUGUUUAUCAUGGUUUCCGGAAACGAUUGUUUGCACGAUGAAACAGAAUCUUCAAAUAUAACAUCUUUGCAGACAGAUUCUAGUUGCAAAACUAAUACCAAUAUCAAUCAAUCUUCACAUGAAUCUGUCUGUCAAAAAGAUUCAUGUAAUAAUAAUUUUCAACAAUUUAAUUGUGGGUAAAUCAGGUAUAUAAUAAUUUAAAUAUAUAUAUAUAUAAUUUGGAUAUAAAUAUUAUAUUUAUUAAGUUAAAGACUGUAAAUGUCGAGAGAUACAUUCAAUUAUACAUGGAAUAUCUUCGGAAGAAAUCGAUCCUGUAGUAGUGGAAUCGUACAAUAAUGAUCUACUGAAAGAUAAAAAUUUGAUAGAUCAGACGCUAUGUCAAUGUCACGCUCGUAAGAUGUAAUACAAAUACUUCCAUUCUAUGUAACAAUUAUUAAUUGACUAUUUUUUUUAUUUUCUAGCAGAGCUUAUACUUUACCUGUGAAGUACAAGAAUGGUAAAAACUUCAAUAUUAUUUAAAUUAUUUUACACUAUCACUAAAUUAUUAUUAUUAUUAUUAUUAUUAUUUGGUUUUUGUUUCAUAUUUAAAAAUUUUAUAAAUUUUUAAUUUAUUUUAAUUAUGCUAUAAUUUUAAUUAUGAAAAUCCAAAUAGAUUACCGAUUUUCUUUUUAUAACUUUUAACUUAUAAUUUUAAUUUAAAGAUCUUUCAGAAGUACGAAGACCAUUUUGGUGCCCUUUUAAAUGGAAGUGGCCAAAAAGAGAAAUAGAAAGAAAAAAUAAAACAUACGAAGUGAAAUUAACACCAAAAAAAUGUCCUCAUUACACGGAGCCCAUUAUGUGUUGUGAAAUAAUGGAAGGGAUACCACAUAAAAAAAAAACUGUUCCUGAACUAGAGAAAGUAAAAACUCAUGAAGAGAAAAAAAAAAAAGAAGUAGUAACAGAGAAAAUUGACAUCUAUUACUUUGAUCAUGGGAACUCUGCAUAUUAUCGAACAACGGAUUCACCGCCCGUAUUAAUAACCGAAAAAUGUGCCGAAAGAACCGAUCAAGCAGCGAUUCGUUUUUGGGCCGAAAUAUUUGGGACUAUUCAUAUCGGCACUGCUUUCAUCACAGCAUUUAUUUUACAAUUAAUUCGAUUUAUACUUUAUAGUAUAAUCAGACCACUGACAGUGGGCAUUUUGCAAUUGUUUGCGGACUAUUUUAUAAAACCCCUAUUGUCAAUUGUGUUCAAUGCCCUCAUACAGCCUGUAUUGAUAUUGUUAUACAAUAUCGCAACAUCUUUCAAGGAUCUUUGUGAACCUAUCGCAGAAGCGAUAGGAUUGUUCUUACGAGAAAUCGCUCACGUGUGUGCGGCAAUUCGAAUCGUCGAAGUGAAACAGGGUACCGCUCCCUCGGUUGCUUGCACUUGAUGAUUGAAAUAGAAGAAGAGAGCAAUUCUGAAUGACGAAUAUGAAAUAUACUUUGUUUUAAGGGAAUAAGGUACAAAACUCAUAAUAUUUUGCGAUUCGUAAAAAAAUAGCACCAUGUAAGUGUUGACUUAAGUUACUUCAAAAUAACUGUUAUCCAAGUUAUUUUAACUUCACACCCCUACCUUGUACUAUACUCUGUUUUAUUGUUUAAGGUUCAAAAGGUGAAAGAAAAAACGAUUUAUUACAUCUAUGUGAUUGAUUCUAUCUUGAUUUUGAUUUUAUGAAAAAAAUUGAAGUAAAAACUGAAUUAUGAUUAAAUAGAGUGAAUCAGUUUUAACCCUUUAAGGUCUAAGUAUGUUAACUAAGUACAGGCCUUUAAUAGAUAUAGUUACUUAGAACAUCCACCACGAGGCCAUUUUUUAUAACAUAUUUAUUUCUCUGAAUAUAUAUACGAUAUUCAAAAUACUAAGUCUCAAAGGGUUAACAAAGAACUAAAUUCUUCUAUUCGAUAUACUUAUAAAAAAGAACUUAAUACAAAGUGUGCGUAUGAAAAGUAUCUUUCUUUUACUAAAUCACAAAUUUUAUCCGUUGUUCUUCUGUAGAUGAUGAUAAAUUAUCUCGAUCAUCAAUUUGAAAAGGCAUUGUCCCAGGAUAGAAUGAUGUGAACUGAAGAAAAAUUUGAAAAUAGCUCGGUAAUAGCUGUUCAAGUUUUAACGAAUAUAACACAUGCCUUAACACCAGAACAAAUUAUCCUCUUAUAGCAACUAACUUCGUCAAUAAUAAUCAAUAAUCAUCCUUCAUCUCUUUCGUAUAUCUUACUGUUUAAUAAAUUAUGUACAAUCUCACAAACAACAAACGGAGGAACCUAAUUACAUCAUGUAGUUGUUCACACUUCGCUAUGUACAG